Messenger RNA from Closterium sp. NIES-65, 1395 nucleotides. The record is from the annotation of a GenBank genome assembly. NCBI's taxonomy places the organism in Eukaryota, Viridiplantae, Streptophyta, Zygnematophyceae, Desmidiales, Closteriaceae.
AUGGAUGCAGAGAUGGCUUCCUGGAAGUCCACAGGCACCUACGUUGACGCUGUUCCCCCUCCUGGGGCGAACAUCGUCAGUGGCAUGUGGAUUUUCAGGGUGAAGCGGCCGCCGGGAUCUCCGCCUGUCUUCAAGGCGCGUUACGUGGCUCGUGGCUUCAGUCAGCGGCAGGGAGUUGACUACUUUCAGACCUUCUCCCCCACCCCGAAGAUGACCACUCUUCGGGUACUGCUGCACGUUGCUGCUCACCGUGACUACGAGCUGCACUCUCUUGACUUCAGCACUGCUUUCUUGCAGGGCAGCCUGCACGAGGAGAUCUGGCUGCGUCGCCCACCUGGCUUCACUGGGUCGUUCCCUCCUGGUACCCAGUGGAGUCUCCGGCGUCCAGUCUACGGUCUCCGCCAGGCGCCACGUGAGUGGCACGACACACUGAGGACUACGCUGGCGGCACUUGGGUUUGCUCCUUCUACUGCCGACCCGUCGCUGUUUCUUCGCACCGACACCUCUUUGCCGCCGUUCUACAUCCUCGUGUACGUCGACGACUUGGUCUUUGCCACAGCUGACACUGCUGGACUCGCCUACGUGAAGUCCGAGCUGCAGAAGAGACACACGUGCACUGACCUGGGUGAACUGCGCAGCUACCUUGGCUUGCAGAUCACCCGGGACAGAGCACGCCGCACCAUUACCCUGACUCAGUCACACAUGGUGCUGCAGGUCCUUCAGCCCUUCGGCUUCACGUACUCCUCGCCUCAGGCCACUCCUCUGCCUACUCGCCACUCGCUCUCAGCUCUGCCUUCGGAUGAGUCCGUAGAGUCGAAGCACAUGGCUGCAGCGAAGAGGGUGUUGCGCUACUUGUGCAGUACGUCGGGCAUGGGGCUAGUGCUUGGAGGGCGGAGUCCAGUGGUCCUCACUGGGCACGCGGACGCUUCUUGGGCUGACGACCAGGCUACGCAGCGGUCGUCACAGGGUUACACCUUCAGCCUUGGUUCCGGCUCUGUUUCGUGGCGGGCUACCCGCUCGUCUUCUGUUCUCGGCUCUAGUUGUGAGGCUGAGAUCUACGCCGGGGCUAUGGCUGCACAGGAGUUACGCUGGCUCACCUACCUGCUGUCCGACCUUGGAGAGCCGCCUCGUUCUCCUCCAGUCCUGUACGUAGACAACAAGGCCAUGCUGGCCUUGUGUCGAGAGCAGCGACUGGAGCACAGGACAAAGCACAUUGCUCUCCGCUACUUUCUUGCUCGUGAGCUACAGCAGCGUGGACAGUUGCGACUUGCGUACGUGGCCUCUGAGGCCAACACUGCUGAUGUCUUCACCAAGGCACUUGCGCCUUGUGAUCAUCAGCGUUGUUGCACGCAGCUGGGUCUUGUGCCUGUCUUGCCUCACUUGCUCACUUCCUGA